AUGUUCAUACUAGCUCAAAAUGACCAUGAGAGACGGAUUUCAAUUGUAUCCAAGUCGUAUGCCUUAAUCUUUAAAGCAGUAAAAUCGGAUCCCUCGUCUCCCACAGCUGCCACCACUAACAGGCCCCUAUGUGCGAUAGAACUACUACCAAAAUCACAUUUGAAAGGUCAAAAGUUUGAAAAAUUAACAAAUUUAGAGGUUUAUGGCUUUCUUGGACUAAUUGAAAUAGAAAAUAAGAUAUUUAUCUGCACAAUAACAGGGAAGUCAAAAGUGGCCAGGCCAAUACCUGGUGAAACAGUGAACAAAAUUUAUGCUGUUGACUUCUUUUGUUUGAAUGACGAUCGAUGGGAUUUUGUGGAGUUUGAUUCUAAUGGGUAUUCUAUUCCUACUGCAGAGGAUGAAUAUGCAAGUCAACAGAAUGUAGCUAAGCAUCCAUGCCACGAAUUGAAAAAACUAUUGUCUAAUGGAUCAUUUUAUUACAGUUCAGACUUUGAUUUGACUUCUUUAUUGCAGUAUCGAGGGUUAGAUGCACAUUCUCUGAGUUUUGAUGAUUUUCAAGAGGAGUACAUGUGGAAUUCAUUUCUGAUGCAAGAAAUUAUUAGCUUCAGAGAUAAAUUGGAAGAUCCAGCAAGGCAGGUUUUGGAUGAAGAAGGGUUCCUAACUACCGUUAUCCGUGGGUUUGCCGAGACUUUCCCAACUUACAUUGGUUCUCUGCCUGUCUGGCUUACAAUAAUUUCCAAGCAGAGUUGGAAGCGCGCUGGUACAAGGUUCAAUGCCCGAGGUAUUGACGAUGAAGCUAACGUCGCUAACUUUGUAGAAACAGAAUUCGUGAUGUACUCAAAUGAUUACUGUUAUUCUUUUACUGAAAUAAGAGGUAGCGUUCCUGUAUUUUGGGAACAGGAUACUUCUUUAAUUAAUCCCAAAGUGCAAAUUACAAGAUCGGUGGAAGCCACGCAACCAAUUUUUGAUGAACACUUCCAAAGGCUAGUUGAUAAAUACGGUCCAAUACAUGUGGUAAACUUGCUGUCGACCAAAUAUUCAGAGAUGGAGUUAACAAGACGUUACAGAAGUCACCUGGAACGCUCUAGAAAUUUGAAGUUGGGUGAAAAUGUUUUUAUGACCGACUUUGAUUUUCACAGGGAAACAAAGGAUCAAGGCUUUUCUGCUGCCAGCAGAAUUAGACCAAUGAUUGAGAAAUCUCUUUUGGAAAAUGGCUAUUUUUCCUAUGAUGUUAAAGAGGGGAAAGCGAUUUCUAAGCAACGUGGGGUUUUUAGAGUGAAUUGUUUAGAUUGUUUGGACAGAACUAAUUUGAUUCAACAAUUUGUGUCCAGAUAUGCUUUUUUAUUGUUUUUGCAAGAUUUCCAAUUGGUUAAGUCCAACGUUGUGAACAGCAUGGAAGAUUAUGAAUGGUUCCAAAAGCAUAAUAAUUUAUGGGCUGAUCACGGCGAUGCAGUAUCCCAAAUAUAUACAGGUACUAAUGCUUUGAAGUCAUCAUUUUCCAGAAAGGGUAAAAUGUCCCUUGCAGGAGCGUUAUCCGAUGCAACAAAAUCGGUUAGCCGAAUGUAUAUUAAUAACUUUAUGGACAAGAGUAAACAACAAAAUAUUGAUUGUUUGCUAGGUCGAUUGCCUCACCAACAACCAGUUCAGCUAUACGAUCCAAUAAAUGAGUAUGUAACUUCCAAGCUGGCUACGAUGUCGAGUAAGUUCACAAAGUCAUCGAAGAUUAAUCUUUUAGUAGGAACAUUCAAUGUAAAUGGCCUCACAAAAAAAGUCGACAUUACCGAUUGGUUAUAUCCAAUUGGUAACAAAUACUUACCUGACAUUGUUGUCCUGGGAAUGCAAGAGGUUAUUGAAUUAAACGCUGGUUCGAUUUUAAAUGCUGAUUACUCCAAAAGUACUUUCUGGCAACAACUUGUGAAUGAUUGUUUGAAUCAAUUUGAAGAGAAAUACCUCUUGUUAAGAGCUGAACAAAUGUCAUCAUUACUUAUUCUCUUUUUUGUCAAAUCAAAGAAUGUGCAACAUAUCAAACGUGUUGAAGGUGGAAGUAAAAAGACUGGUUUUGGUGGAAUAACAGGUAAUAAAGGCGCAGUGGCUAUCAGGUUUGAAUAUGGAAACACAACCUUUUGCUUUAUAAAUUGUCACUUAGCAGCGGGUAUUUCGAACGUUGAAGAACGACGUUCCGAUUAUGAAAGUAUUACUAAAGGUGUAAACUUUACGAGGUCCAAGAAAAUCCUUCAUCAUGAUUCUAUCUUUUGGAUUGGUGAUUUAAAUUAUAGGAUUACAUUGCCCAAUGAAGAAGUAAGACAGUUAUUAAACUCAAAAAAGGAUGGCUAUAUUGACGGAUUGCUGAAUCAUGACCAAUUAACACAAGAAAUGCGUACUGGUUAUUCUUUUAAAGGGUUUAUGGAGCCUUCGAUUCAAUUUUGUCCAACUUACAAAUAUGAUCAUGGAACAAACCGUUACGAUACCUCUGAAAAGGCACGCACGCCAUCGUGGACUGAUAGAAUUGUUUACAAAGGCAAGAACCUUCAGCCCAUGGCGUAUGGAGAUGUUGCACUUUGCCUUAGUGAUCAUAAACCUGUUUAUUCUGCUUAUAAAGCUGAUGUUAAUUUCGUUGAUGAAGCAAUAAAGAUGAAAUUGACUAAACAAUUAUAUUUACAGUAUAAAGAAUCUCAUCCAGAACAGGCAUCUAAUACCACUAUUGCAUUAAUUGAUGUUGAUGCGGGCAAGAUGGAUGAGAAAAAUGAUACUUACGAGAAUCCAUUAAACAACUGGAGCGAAUCUAAUUUGCUGGAUUUUGAGCCAAAUUUCGUUUUGAGCAUGACAUCUAGCCCAAACACGCCAUUUAGUGGUACACCAACCCACUUAACUCAACCACAAAAGAAGAACGGAUCUAACGCAAAUGCUCGAAAUAGAGUUCCACCUCCGCCCCCUCCCCCGGUUAGCAGAAACAGUGGAACUGUCACAAAUACCAGUCUUCCAUAUUUGAAUAGAACGGAUUCCACCAAACAGCCAGUGCCAAUACGUGCUCUAUCACAAACUUCAAGAGAAUCAUUGCCAUCUUCAAGCGACAACGGCAGUACUUUUUCAAACGUCACGUCCACCAACAGUCCCGUCAAAACUUCUUCGCCCCCUGUGCCAUUAAGAAGAGGUAUCUUGCCCCCAGGCUUCAGUGAUUCUAUCCUGGUCCCUAAGAAUUCCUGUAAUAGCCCACUUUCCUUAAAAAGUGAUAUCAGUGCUAAAUCAAAAGAAGAAUCUAUCAGCCCAGAACUUGGUACCACUGAUAAGGUAACCAGUGUAGACAGCACAGAAUCUUAUAGCGCAGAGAGUUUGAAUACAAAUCGUCCAAUUAAAACUAACAGGCAUCCUCCAGUAGUCCCAAAGAAGAAGCCUGAGCUAGAAAAGCUGUCUAUAGAUUCUUGGAAGCCUCUCACUCCAAAGUAA
This is a messenger RNA of Eremothecium cymbalariae DBVPG#7215, 3444 nucleotides long. RefSeq lists its product as uncharacterized. NCBI's taxonomy places the organism in Eukaryota, Fungi, Ascomycota, Saccharomycetes, Saccharomycetales, Saccharomycetaceae. The transcript has a single exon. Gene Ontology annotation, molecular function: phosphatidylinositol-3,5-bisphosphate 5-phosphatase activity; phosphatidylinositol-4,5-bisphosphate 5-phosphatase activity. Gene Ontology annotation, biological process: phosphatidylinositol dephosphorylation. The record is from RefSeq and is a predicted model, not a curated record. Bases 1 to 3444 code for a protein of 1147 amino acids. Gene Ontology annotation, cellular component: membrane; cytoplasm.